UUUUUACACUGUGAUAUUAUUACUUUUUGUUCCACCACCGUGUGUCCUACUCCUAUUGUAAAGCGGACUAGAUGAGGUAAAACCACAUCUCCAGGUUCUCAUUUGAGCCUGUCACUUCUUAAUCACAGGUCAACUUUAAUCCCCUCGCAGGGGAUCACCCUUCCACUGUCCGCCGUCAAGGCUUAGCUUAGGAUAGGUGAGACACAGUGCAACAGGCAGCGUCACUUUUCCACUCUCCCUCGCCAGGUAAACCUCCACCUUGCUUAAUCACCAAACUGCAGAGAGAAAGGUAAAGGAUGAGCGCUCAUGUUUUAUUUCUGUGUUCCUAGAGUCUUUGAGUAGCCCCACAGUAGCAGCAGAGUAGAGCAGCGUAGGGGGCUGUUGAUCUGUGGAGGGAUGAUAGUGUGCUUACAAUGACCAACUGUUGGACUGUGUGGGACUGUCAAGGCUCCUUGGUGAAGGAGAGGCAAGGCUCUCUGUGGACGAUGAACCGAUACGCUACGCUAAAGCAGCUGGGGGAUGGCACGUAUGGCAGCGUGGUCCUGGGAAAGAGCAACGACACCGGGGAGCUGGUGGCCAUAAAGAGAAUGAAGAGGAAGUUUUAUUCUUGGGAUGAGUGCUUGAAUCUAAGAGAAGUGAAGUCACUGAAGAAGCUGAACCACGCCAAUGUGGUGAAACUGAGGGAAGUCAUCAGAGAAAACGACUACCUCUACUUUGUCUUUGAGUAUAUGAAAGAAAACCUCUAUCAGCUCAUGAAGGAAAGGGAAGAUAAGAUGUUUUCUGAACAUGAGAUAAGGAACAUUCUGUUCCAAGUAUUGUCUGGCUUAGCGUUUGUGCAUAAGCACGGGUAUUUUCAUCGUGAUAUGAAACCGGAGAACUUGCUCUGCAUGGGCCCGGAGCUGGUUAAGAUCGCUGAUUUUGGACUAGCCAGAGAAAUCCGCUCGCAGCCACCUUACACCGAUUAUGUGUCCACAAGAUGGUACCGAGCCCCAGAGGUUCUGCUGAAGUCUAACUCCUACAGCUCACCCAUCGACAUCUGGGCCGUGGGCUGCAUCAUGGCGGAGCUCUACACACUCAGACCCCUGUUCCCUGGCAACAGCGAGGUGGACGAGAUCUUCAAGAUCUGUCAGGUGCUGGGAACGCUGAAGAAGUCAGACUGGCCUGAGGGCUACAACCUUGCCACCUCCAUCAACUUCCGCUUCCCAAAGUGCGUCCCCACCAGCCUCAGAUCCCUGAUCCCCAACGCCAGCAACGAGGCGAUCACACUGAUGAAGGACAUGCUGCAGUGGGACCCUGAGAAACGACCAAGUGCUGCUCAGGCUCUACGGUAUCCAUACUUCCAUGUCGGCCAGGCGCUCGGUGCUCCUCUGAAGUACUCAGAGCAGCACAAAGCUCAGGCAAAGAUGUCCGAGGUGGCUUCAGAAACAAAGCCUCUGUCUCUCUGUAAGACGGACCUAGAAGCCGGUGAGUUAAGUAGGACACAGACCUGCAGCCAAUCUCUCCAAAAGCCCCUUCAGCAGAUACUUCUACCUCAGGACAACACGGAGCAAAACACAAGACAAGCGAUGUGUUUGUCCACGCUGACAGGGGGGCAGCAGGAACCUCUCAGCCUGGUGAAGAACAUGCAACCAAGGCAGGCUUCUACAAGAGCAGCUCCCACAGGAGCAGAGAACAGCGUGACCGCAGUGAGGACAGGACGUCGCCGCUGGGGACAGACGUCUUACAGGUCCGUCGACAGCUGGGACGACGGUGACGACGCAGACGCUGGAGCCUCCAUCUCCAAAAAACCCACCAUCAACUCUCUGAAGGACAGGCCCAGCUGUCGAUUUCCGGAGUCAAAGAGCAACGCAGGAACAAAGCUGCCGAGCAACAGAGCUGACUCCACCACCUUGUCUGCCAAGCAGCACUACCUCCGCCAGUCCAGAUAUCUGCCUGGCAUAAAUCCAAAAAACAACUCCUCAGCAGGAAGCCAGGGUGUCGGCAGAAGCCCGUGGGGCAGCUCGGGUGUAACCAGAGGACAGAUGCUGGAGCUUCCUCUAAAUAAAGACAUUAGUCGUCCCAAGUUAACAGAUAAGCAGCCUGUAAAAGAAAAGACCCUGGAGGAUCUUCAUUUUUCCAAAGACUCCUUCAUGAGCAAUCCCAACAACCCAAACAAGACUCACGUGCCACCUCUUCAGAAGACUGAAACAGGAGCGGCGAGGCAGAGGAUUACUCUGGCCCCGAUAGGAGGCAGCUCUGCUCUUGAUCUAAGAGUUGAGUCCAAAAUCAAAUCGUCCAAGAGCAAGACCUCCUCAAUUGAAGAAUAUGAAGGGUGGAGGAGCAGAUCUCUGAAACCUCAGAUCCCUGGAUCCAGCGCCACAGGGAGGAACACUUUUCCAAAGACCACAAACUUGCAUCCAGUGCACGGACGAGUAGACUGGACCGCCAAAUACGGAGGCAACCAGUAGCACGGUGCACCAGAGACUCUUAGCCAGGAAAUACAGCCUUCAGAGGAGAAGUGUUUUCUGCUAUUUGCCAUGCUAUUAAAUAUCAGUGUUGUACAAGUGAUCCAUAACUUCUACAGUCAGUAUUUUCUUUAAAUAAUAGACUGAAAAAUAUAUAAAGUAGUUAUUUUUUUAUU
Messenger RNA from Cottoperca gobio, 2620 nucleotides. Its product is annotated as serine/threonine-protein kinase MAK-like. Gene Ontology annotation, biological process: protein phosphorylation. Lineage: Eukaryota; Metazoa; Chordata; Actinopteri; Perciformes; Bovichtidae. The coding region runs from base 414 to 2447 and encodes 677 amino acids. Gene Ontology annotation, molecular function: protein kinase activity; ATP binding. The record is from RefSeq and is a predicted model, not a curated record. The transcript has 15 exons.